CUCGCGAGGCUUCGGCUUCGGCUUGUUCCGCUUCCGGGUGGCGGCGGUUGCUAAGGCCGGGCCCGGUUGCUAAGAGAGGCCUAGUCCAGGCUGAAGGCGUUAUGGCAGGGAGCCGCUUGGAGAAGCUGGGCUCCGUUUCAGCAGGACGCGGGACCUGCUGCGCUCAGGGGUGAUGCCUGAGGCCAAGAAGCCCACCUGGUACGACGUUUACGCUGCUUUCCCUCCGCUGAGGGAACCUGUCUAUCGGAACCCUUGCCCGCGCUACAGCAAAGAGGAAGACCUCGUCCCUCCCAUCUUGUACCCGGAGGACAAAAUCCGAGCGAAAUUUUACGAAGCUUAUGGAAGUGGCCCAAGAGCCUUUGAGCUCUCCAGGUUAAACUUCAAAUCUGCUUGCCAAAGGUUUGUUGAGAAGUACAAUGAACUGCAGAAGCAAGGAGAAAUGGAUGAUGAAAGGCUGUUUGAAGAGACAGGGAAGGCCCUCUUGGCAGAGGGAGUUCUCUUAAGAAGAAAAGGAGUAGGGAAUGUAACACCUGAAGCCAAGACCAGGGACCCUAUGCUGGAACUGAGACUACAAAGCAUGUUGCAGGAAAUGCAAGACAACCCGCAAGAGCAGGACCCUGAGCCCAUGGAGGAGGUGCCCAAGGAAGGCCCCCCGUCAUCCUAAGGGCUAGGCAUUUCUCAGUCUUGGUUUUAAAACAGUGUCAAGUGCCACUGAAUGUCUGGCCUGUGACACUUGUGACAUUCUGGGCCAAGAUUCUGGACAAGUGACAUUCUGGAAGUGUUUAACCCACUUCCUUUUUUCCCACUGGUGUGCUGUACAACCUUGUGAUGUGCCUUCAGUUCCAGAGUGGAAGAAUGUAGGCGAUAUACAGUUGUACCUACUGAAGUACACAUUUAAAAUAAUGGGUUCAGUAAUUAAACACAUCCUUCUGCAAUGGGGGAGUUGAAUGGCAUGUGGAAUGGUCUGGUCACUGAGGCUGUAAACCUAGACAUUAUUAAGUCCCAUUAUUAAGUGGGAUUCCUGAUUAACUAUGUGAUAUCAAGAAAGAUCAGACUGAGAUUUUGCUUUUCUUCCUGCUUUACAGAGAGUGCACCUGUGCAUCUCGUCUGGACAUAUCUGAUGGUUCUGUAUGGGCAAAGUCAUACCAAAUAAAUCCAGUCUAACUCCC
This is a messenger RNA of Sceloporus undulatus (fence lizard), 1169 nucleotides long. It is a transcript of the gene MRPS23, whose product is annotated as mitochondrial ribosomal protein S23. The record is from RefSeq and is a predicted model, not a curated record. Gene Ontology annotation, cellular component: ribosome; mitochondrion. NCBI's taxonomy places the organism in Eukaryota, Metazoa, Chordata, Lepidosauria, Squamata, Phrynosomatidae. Gene Ontology annotation, biological process: translation. Gene Ontology annotation, molecular function: structural constituent of ribosome. The coding region runs from base 173 to 664 and encodes 163 amino acids. The transcript has 5 exons.